This is a messenger RNA of Ostertagia ostertagi, 981 nucleotides long. The record is from the annotation of a GenBank genome assembly. NCBI's taxonomy places the organism in Eukaryota, Metazoa, Nematoda, Chromadorea, Rhabditida, Trichostrongylidae.
AUGGUCUACAUGGAAAACUCCUACAGCGAUAUUUACAUCUCCCCGAAUGGUAUCAUCGGAUUUGGUGAACGGCUCCCAGAUACGGUGACGCCUCUGCAGAGGCUAAACCAAAGCGCUAUCGCUGUCUUCUACGCUCCAGUCCGUGAAGGCGACGUUUACUUCAGGGCCACAUCGUCCGAUCAACGUCUUCUUCGUCGCCUUACCGAUUACAUUCACAAGACGUUUGCCGAUAGUUCUGACUUCACCACUCUUCAAGCAGUAAUCGUCACAUGGGAAGGUCUGCAGAAUCAAGAGCUGGAUGGAGAGGCAACCUUUCAGCUUGCUCUCGCAUCCGACGGUAUGAUUUCCUAUGCACUGAUACAGUUCCUCACGUUGCCGUGGUCCGCAUCUGGAGGACGCUAUGCACAAAGUGGAUUCUCCAUGUCGGAUGGGCGACAUCAGGGCAAUAUUAACUCUGGAACACCGGAUGUAAAGGAUCUAGUUGGGCUCUCGAACAAUCCCGAGGGUACGUCGUUCAUCUUCCGCAUCUCCGGCUCAGCCAUAGAGGAUCCACGAGAGAAUGCUGAAGAAUACGAGUACAACAACUAUGACCAGACUGACUACGACGGAGACGAGCGAAAACCACCAGCGGACUGCCCAGUUGAUCCGUAUAGUGACAGAUGUCCGGAAGGAUGCAAUAUUCUCACGGAUGAGCGAAUGUGUUCACGCUGUAUUUGUGCAGAGCCACAACCAGAAGACGAAGCUAGCGAAAAUCAGGUGCCAGAGAUCAGGGAACCACUUCCACCGUUGCCACGUGGUGGAGCUUCUGAUGCCCACCGAUCGCAUCAUCAACACCAAGAUUCAGCUCGAACCGAUGAUCGUCAGAGCUUUCCACGAGAAGGAGAUGAAAGAGAACAGGAAAAGGAUCGAGCAGUGGAACGGCAGCCAGAGCAGGAGCAGCAGCGACAGCCAGAGCCGGAAAGGGAGCAACCGGAACCACAA